CUAUUUUCUUUUAAAAUGUCUGUAUUCGAUGGAGAGAUCGAAUUCCAGUCGGUCUAUAUGGUCGACUUUGCCAAGAAAAAUAAACCUAAAAGUCCUCGUCGCAAAGCGAUCGACGACAACUGCCUGAUCGUCGGCCUGAGCCGCGAUGCGCUCAAAGCUAAGGACGCCCCACGACGCUGCCCGGACGUUCUCUGCCCUAUCGACCAUGAAUUCUACAAGAAGGCUGUGGACAGGUUUGCAGAAGACCAUCCAAAGCUGACUAAAAUGUACAUGUCGGAAGACAUUGAUCCAACUCCAAUUGAGCACGAAAUUCAAGAUCUAAAACGGACUGAGUACCUCACAAAGUAUUGUUCGCGAGAGCUACCCUUCAUGUCAGUGAAUCUCGCGCGGCGUGCGCGUGCGCUACAAACGUUACGACUACCCGACGACAUAGACAUCCCGGACACGAGCCAGCGAGGCUCGUACCGCCCGCCCAAGCCGGAGAAGUACGCGGACCCGCCCAAGUCCAUGUCCAUGCGGCCGAAGUAUGACGACUCUUUGCAAAAGGAGCUUCGUCGCAUCCUGCGCGUGCGCACGGGCGACACGUCAUACGGCGCCAGCCACGGGCUGCUUGCCACAGUGGUGCUAGAGCGCCGCCCCUUCGGGCCCCCGCGUGAGGAGCCCAAGUAUGGCCGCUGGAAGAACCCCUAUAUGUACACCUAUAGGAUCUGACUGUUGUGACUGAAUAAAUAUGUUCUUGCUGAA
This is a messenger RNA of Ostrinia nubilalis (European corn borer), 744 nucleotides long. RefSeq lists its product as uncharacterized. The coding region runs from base 16 to 711 and encodes 231 amino acids. Lineage: Eukaryota; Metazoa; Arthropoda; Insecta; Lepidoptera; Crambidae. The record is from RefSeq and is a predicted model, not a curated record. The transcript is spliced from 5 exons.